Cordyceps fumosorosea ARSEF 2679 is the source of this 2958-nucleotide messenger RNA. RefSeq names its product phosphatidylinositol 4-kinase PIK1a. Bases 1 to 2958 code for a protein of 985 amino acids. Gene Ontology annotation, biological process: phosphatidylinositol-mediated signaling; phosphatidylinositol phosphate biosynthetic process. The transcript has 5 exons. The record is from RefSeq and is a predicted model, not a curated record. Lineage: Eukaryota; Fungi; Ascomycota; Sordariomycetes; Hypocreales; Cordycipitaceae. Gene Ontology annotation, cellular component: membrane; cytoplasm. Gene Ontology annotation, molecular function: 1-phosphatidylinositol 4-kinase activity.
AUGUCGUGGGAGCUGCUGCAGCGGUUCUUUGACUCUGAUGUCUUCAACUCGAACCCCUUCCUCCCCGUAUCAUACCUGUCUCGAUAUGCAGACCAUGUAGGAAUCCACUACGUCCUCUGCAACAAGCUGCGCCAGUUCCCCUACGAGGACAUUGAGUUCUUCCUCCCGCAGCUGUGCCAUCUCAUCGUCAGCGUCGACAAUGAGUCCAUGGCGCUCGAGGAGUUUCUCCUCGACCUCUGCGAGGAGUCCGUCACGGCGGCUUUGCUUACCUUUUGGCUCUUCCAAACUUACCUCCACGAUCUGUCCUCAAACCCCCAGUCCACAGCCUUCCAAACGUGUCGUCGAGUCUAUAAUAAGGUGCAGCACAUUGUCUUUGGCCUCAACGACGUUGGCCGCCACGAAAAGAUCAAGGAAAAUAUCCUCCCCGUCACCGUGCUCUCGAGCUUCGUCCUCGCCAGCGUCGCCCUGCCCAUGAUGCCCAAAUGGGCCGGCCCCCUCGCCGUCGCGCAAGCCCGCAAGCCGCAGCCCAUAACCGAUGCUGCGUCAACCGAAGCAGCCGAUAGCACGAAGCCGAGUAAACCGCAGACUACCGCCGCUCUCAACGCGAGACCUAAACGCACCAAGGACAGCCGCGGCGCGAGCGCAAUCGCCGCGAAACACUCCUCGCCCAGUCGCGCCGUCGCGGCCAAAGCCAUCGGCCAAGCGAUCACGGCAUCCCCCAAAUCGAAGCUACAGAAGGAGAUGAAGCGGCCGCCCACGCUGGACAUGACGCAGACCGAGGCCAUGUCAAGCUCAGCAUCGCUCCCCUUGCCUUCGCCACCACAGACGACGAGGCCAGAGACCCCGCCACUGACCGCUGGCCUUGCGCCGCGCAGUCACGCCGAUAGCCUUUUCCGCAGACACUCGCACCACACCAAGAAUGCCAAGGCUGUCAGCGAUUUAACCACGAUACAGAAGACGCGACUGCUACGACAGCAUUACUUCAGAUCUCAGACGCAGUUCCUACAGGCGCUCGAGGACAUAUCCAACCGUCUCGUCAUAGUACCGAAGCAGGCUCGCAUGAGCGCCCUCCGCGCAGAGUUGGCCCUCAUUGCGCGAGAUUUGCCGGCCGAAAUUGACGUCCCUGUCAUCUGUCCGCCAACAUUGGUGGACGGCGCACCGGGCAAGAGCCGACACCAUCGCAUCGUGCGCCUGAACCCGGCUGAAGCAACCGUCUUGAAUAGCGCAGAGAAGGUACCGUAUCUACUCAUGGUUGAGGUGCUCAGAGAAGACUUCACCUUUGAUCCAGACACGCCGGACAACCAGCGACUACUGCCCGAGCUGUUUGGCGUGCGCGGAAACUCGAAGCGCUUAUUUGACCUGUCGUCCGAGCUUCCCAAAUCGGCACAGGCGACGCCGCCGCCCGAGCCCGCCGUGGAUAGCGUGUUUGAACCAACCUCGGGAGAUCUCAGCAGCUCCAAUCUAAUCAAGUCGCUCGACGAGGAGAGCCAGCCGCGCGCGACGCCCAAGCCUCCGCAACCGUAUGGCAACCAGCGCACAUCGAGCGGCGCGACGACUUCCACAACCACCCUCGACGCUGCGACACCGCGAACCUCGGGCGCAUCAAGAUCGCGCUCCAGCAGCCCCGGCUCGCGCCGCAAGAUGACGUUACAGAUGAAUCGCAACGCCUCCACCGACCAGCCCGACUUUUCCGCCCUCGCGACACACAUGCGCACAGCAUCGCAGAUGCUGGCGCAGCUCGACGCCACAAGCGGAAAGCGACCGCGACAGGAGGUCGCCGCCAUCCGCGCCAAGAUUAUUGCGUCGAUGCAAACACUCGAGGAGCGUAGUUUCGAUGCGGACGACCAGGGCCCUACUUUCGACACGAUCAUGGCAAAAGCCAGCACGGCCGCCGCUGCCGCCGCGUCCGCCAGCAACCCGGACCUCAACGACGACGCCCCCGUGGACACGAACCUCAACGCGAGCGCGGGGCGUGAGCGGAUGGAGAACGACUUCAAGACGGGUGGUGUACAGCAGCGACGAGGCGACCGGGACGACCCGAGCGCAGCCGUGUUCGGCGAGGCGUGGGAGGCAAAGAAGGAGCGAAUCCGCCGGUCGUCGCCGUACGGGUGGAUGCCGAACUGGGACCUGGUGAGCGUCAUCGUCAAGACUGGCGCGGACCUGCGGCAGGAGGCAUUUGCGUGCCAGCUGAUCCACGUGUGUCACCGGAUAUGGGUGGAUGCCGGAGUGGACGUGUGGGUGAAGCUGAUGCGGAUCCUGGUCACAGGAGAGUCGUCGGGCUUGAUCGAGACCAUCACCAACGGCGUGUCACUGCACUCGCUGAAGCGCAGCUUGACGAUGGCGUCUGUCGAGUCCGGCGCGAACCCGCGGCGGCGCAUCGCGACGCUCAAGGACCACUUCCGGAAAGCCUUUGGCGACGAGGCGAGCAACCCGCACCGCGCGGGCGUGGACGCGUUCAAGCGCUCGCUGGCCGCGUACAGCAUCAUCUCGUACGUGCUGCAGCUCAAGGACCGGCACAACGGCAACGUGCUCAUCGACAGCGAGGGCCACAUUGUGCACAUUGACUUUGGCUUCAUGCUGUCCAACUCGCCGGGCGCCGUGGGUUUCGAGGCCGCGCCGUUUAAGCUGACGCACGAGUAUGUGGAUGUGCUUGGUGGUCUGGGGUCGCCGGACUAUGAGGACUACAAGAAGCUCUGCAAGCAAGCGUUUCAAGCACUCCGACGAUCUGCAGACUACAUCAUAGACUUGGUCGCCAUGAUGGGAGCAGAGUCCAAGAUGCCGUGCUUCGCCGUUGGCGUGGCCUCGGCAACAAGCGCCCUCCGACAGCGCUUCCAGCUGCACCUCAGCGCCGACGAGGCCGAGCAGUUUGUCGAGAAUGACUUGAUUGCAAAGUCCUUUGGAAGCUACUAUACACGACUCUAUGAUACAUUUCAAUACCGAACACAGGGUAUAUACUGA